Messenger RNA from Fonsecaea monophora, 885 nucleotides. RefSeq lists its product as hypothetical. Bases 1 to 885 code for a protein of 294 amino acids. NCBI's taxonomy places the organism in Eukaryota, Fungi, Ascomycota, Eurotiomycetes, Chaetothyriales, Herpotrichiellaceae. The record is from RefSeq and is a predicted model, not a curated record. The transcript has a single exon.
AUGGAAGCCAACACAAAAUUUCCUUUCCUCCGAAGUUCGAAUGACCUACCUGGACCCCUGCCUACUUCGAGUCAGAUCCGAGAGUCGCCAACUAUCAUCCAUGGAGUCGAUCCUUACGCAGAUAAAAGGGUGUUGAUCGUUGGACCUUACGUGGUCAAGUACGGGAAAGGAGUCAGUCUAUUAGAAGGACAAAACUUACUUUUCGUCGAGGAGAACUUCCCCAAAGUCCCGGCUCCGAAGCUCUACGCGAUGUGGCGUGAUGCCGAAGAAGUUUUCCUUGUCAUGGAACUGAUCCAAGGCCAAACACUAGAUACGCUUUGGCCAACUCUUGGAGAUGAAGACAAAGUUAUCAUUCUCAACAAGCUUCGAGACAUAUUUGAAUCACUUCACAGUUCCCCCGGCCAGGGUUUCUUUGGUAGCGUCCUGAAGGGGCCUAUUCCGUAUCACUUAUUUUGGGAUUCAGAUGGUGAUCCGACGAUAACGGGGCCGUUCGAGGCUGCGAGCGACAUGAUCUAUGGACUGGCUAAGAGAUCAAGAGCGAAUUCAGCCCUCAACCACAAAGAUCCCUAUCUCGCAGAAUUCUUUGAAAGGAACCUCGCCCCGGCCCUCGAUGACCGCUUCGCGACCUUUUGUCACUCGGAUGUACAACGGAAGAAUAUCAUCAUUGAAAAUCUGCCCACCCAUGUUACUGGGAUUGAGAAUGUCCGGGUAGUCCUCUUGGACUGGGAAGUUGCUGGCUGGUAUCCGAGCUAUUGGGAGUACGUGGCAGCAUUCAUAGCAUUCAUAUGGGAUGACGACUGGCCAAAAAGAGUGGAAGACUUCCUUCCGGUAAAUGUGGCGGCAGCAGCAAUGUUCAAAUUGAUCCAUCAAGAUCUAUGGUUCUGA